Helianthus annuus (common sunflower) is the source of this 1612-nucleotide messenger RNA. Its product is annotated as putative kinase-like protein TMKL1. The record is from RefSeq and is a predicted model, not a curated record. Gene Ontology annotation, biological process: protein phosphorylation. The transcript has 2 exons. Gene Ontology annotation, molecular function: protein kinase activity; ATP binding. The coding region runs from base 240 to 1271 and encodes 343 amino acids. Lineage: Eukaryota; Viridiplantae; Streptophyta; Magnoliopsida; Asterales; Asteraceae.
UCUUCUCUCUCUCUCUCUCUCUCUCUCUCUCAUUACACCUAAACAAGUUCCAGUUUUUCUUGAAUCUUUAAGCUUUUGAUCAUAUACCCACAUGAAGAACAGACUCAAAAACACAUUCAUUGUAACUUUAUCCACAUUUUUUGUUCAAACCCACCUCAUGUUAUCCACCAGAGUAAUUACCAAUUUGCCAAUAGGGGUAUGAUUUUUUGGAUUGUUUGAGGUUUUGAUCAUAUACCCACAUGGAAAACAGCCACAAGAUUGUAGUGAUCAUAUCUUUAUCCAUUUCCUUUGGUAUAUUCAUUGUUUUGGCUUUAAUAUGUGUUUGUAGAAGAAAAGGGUCCAAAAAAGAUGAAUCUUGGGAUACAGAAUCAAGGUUUAAAAACAAAGGAAAAGGUGUAGAAGAAAUGGAGAUUAAUGGGGAAUUGGUUAAGUUUAAAGGUGGUGAAAAUGUUACUAGUGUUGAUAUAUUGGAUGCUCCUGGUGAAGUUAUUGGGAAAUCUGGUUAUGGGACUUUGUACAGGGCUAAUUUGGUGAGGAUUGAUUCAGUUGUUUGUUUGAGAUUCUUGAGACCAACUUGUACAGAAAAGGUACAAGAUUUGAUGCAUAUGGUACAGCUGAUUGGGCCAAUUAGGCAUCCUAAUUUGGUCCCUUUAUAUGGUUUCUAUUAUGGGCCUAGAGAUGAGAAGCUUCUUGUGCAUCCCUUUUAUGAGGGAGGAAAUUUGGCUCAGUUCAUUAAAGAUCAAGAAGACGAAUGCCAUAAAUGGACAGUGAUUUCUAGGAUAUCAAUGGGCAUUGCUAGAGCAUUGGAGUAUCUACAUACUGGCCUUCAAAAACCCCUUAUCCAUGGAAAUCUAAAGUCAAAGAACAUACUUCUUGAUCAAAAUCAACAGCCAUUUGUGUCAGAUUUUGGUCUACACACCUUCUUGAAUCUAAAUGCAGCUCAAGAAAUGCUGGAAGCGGCUGCUGUAGAGGGGUAUAAAGCACCAGAAUUGAUCAAAGUACAAGAUAUGAACGAGGCAACCGAUAUCUACAGUUUUGGAAGGAUUUUACUAGAAUUGCUUACUGGUAAAGAACCACUUGACAAGAAAGAAAACCUUGAUAAAGCUUUAUACCACCCUGAUAUCUUGUUUGACGAAAAAAAUGGCGAUGGGUAUUUGAUGAACGAAGAACGCGUUAUGCGAUUCGUCCAGCUGGCAAUAGAUUGCUGCUCUCCAUCGCCUUAUAUGAGACCUGAUAUAAAGCAGAUUUGUAGGAAACUUGAAGAAAUUUGAUAAAAAGAAGACCAAACUAUGUGCGCAAAUGAUGAGCAUGGUUGACAUAGCCCAAAAAAGUCAAAUAGGUGAAAACGCAAAAGAAGUGGUGAUAAUUUCAACCCAUUUACUUGUAAAAUGCGUCAAUUUGAGUUGUGGUUUAUCUCUCUGGUCAAAUGGUUUUGAAAAGGUAAGAUAGUUCAAAGGUCAUUGACGUAUAUUUUUAGUGUAUACACCCUGUGACAAUAGUUAUCAUGAUCCAAAACCAUUAUCCUAUUUUUCAAUGCCUAGGCUUCAUAUUCGACAUGUAAUACCUAAUUGUUUUUACACGAUGAAUAUACACUACUCAUUGUAUUAUCAUA